This is a messenger RNA of Sorex araneus (European shrew), 5023 nucleotides long. Its product is annotated as general transcription factor IIH subunit 2. Gene Ontology annotation, biological process: DNA-templated transcription; regulation of transcription by RNA polymerase II; nucleotide-excision repair. The coding region runs from base 189 to 1376 and encodes 395 amino acids. Gene Ontology annotation, cellular component: transcription factor TFIIH holo complex; transcription factor TFIIH core complex. Gene Ontology annotation, molecular function: zinc ion binding. The record is from RefSeq and is a predicted model, not a curated record. The transcript is spliced from 16 exons. NCBI's taxonomy places the organism in Eukaryota, Metazoa, Chordata, Mammalia, Eulipotyphla, Soricidae.
GCCGAGCGCGGCGCAACGGAAAGCUGCUUUUGGCGGCUGUUGGUUGGCAUCGCCCUAAUAGGACCUGUGUGACAGGAGUCGCAUCGGCUGCUGGGGGAAAUUGGUCGCAUGCAUUUGGUAACAUCUUAAGGAAAUUCACAAUUUAAUGAUUUUUAAAGGCUAUUGAAGAAUAUACAAGUAAGAAAAAAAUGGAUGAAGAACCUGAAAGAACUAAGAGAUGGGAAGGAGGCUAUGAAAGAACAUGGGAGAUUCUUAAAGAAGAUGAAUCAGGAUCACUUAAAGCUACAAUUGAAGACAUUCUCUUCAAAGCAAAGAGAAAAAGAGUAUUUGUGCAUCAUGGGCAAGUUCGACUUGGAAUGAUGCGCCAUCUUUAUGUGGUAGUAGAUGGAUCAAGAACAAUGGAAGACCAAGAUUUAAAGCCAAAUAGACUGACAUGUACUUUAAAGUUAUUGGAAUACUUUGUAGAGGAAUAUUUUGAUCAAAAUCCUAUUAGCCAGAUUGGGAUCAUUGUAACAAAGAGUAAAAGAGCUGAAAAACUGACAGAACUCUCAGGAAAUCCAAGGAAGCAUAUAAUGUCUUUGAAGAAAGCAGUGGAUAUGACCUGCCACGGAGAACCAUCUCUUUAUAACUCCUUAAGCAUGGCUAUGCAAACCCUGAAACACAUGCCUGGACAUACAAGUAGAGAAGUUCUAAUCAUCUUUAGCAGCCUUACAACUUGUGAUCCAUCUAAUAUCUACGAUCUCAUAAAGACCCUAAAGGCAACUAAAAUCAGAGUGUCAAUCAUUGGAUUGUCUGCAGAAGUUCGGGUUUGCACUGUACUUGCUCGUGAAACUGGUGGCACAUACCAUGUUAUUUUAGAUGAAAGCCAUUAUAAAGAGUUGCUAACACAUCAUGUUAGUCCUCCUCCUGCAAGCUCGAGUUCUGAAUGCUCACUUAUUCGUAUGGGAUUUCCUCAGCACACCAUUGCCUCUCUGUCUGAUCAAGAUGCCAAACCCUCUUUCAGCAUGGCGCAUUUGGACAGCAGCUCUGAGCCGGGACUCACCUUAGGAGGCUAUUUCUGCCCCCAGUGUCGGGCAAAGUACUGCGAGCUUCCCGUUGAAUGUAAAAUCUGUGGCCUCACCCUGGUGUCCGCUCCCCACUUGGCUCGGUCCUACCAUCAUUUAUUUCCCUUGGAUGCUUUUCAAGAAACUCCCCUAGAAGAGCAUAAUGGAGAAAGAUUUUGUUUUGGAUGUCAGGGGGAGCUGAAAGACCAACAUGUCUACCUCUGUACUGUGUGCCGGAAUGUUUUCUGUGCAGACUGUGAUAUUUUUGUUCAUGAUUCUCUCCAUUGCUGCCCUGGAUGUAUUCAUAAGGUUCCAACAUCCUCAGGUAUUUGAUUACAGCAUCUCGGACGCAUUGUGUGUGUGUGUUAAAAAAAAAAUGCGCGAACUAUAAAUAAACUGCUUCUUUAGGAGACGUUACAAUUAAAAUGAAGAAUAAUUUGAAAGGAGAAUCUGAUUUAAGAAGCUUUUUGCUAAGGAAAUAAAUUAUUGAAUUUUAAAAUGUUCUGUCCUUCCCAGAAAUGCCGGGAACUCAGUAACACUUCCCAGUCAUAUUGUGUUUAAUUAUCAUAUAAUGAUUAAAUCGAUGUGAUCAGUGGCUGGAGCAAUAGUACAGCGGGUGGGGCACUUACAUUGCAUGCGGCUGGCCCAGAUUCAAUCCCCACAUCCCAUAUGGUUUCCCUACCCCUGCCAGGAGUAAUUCUUGAAUACCAAGCCAGAAGUAACCCCUGAGUAUCUCAGAAUGUGGCCCAAAAACAAAAUAAAUGAAUAAAAGAUUAAGUUGAUAUGAUUAAUUUGUUGCUUUAAAAUUCAGGUAAGGGCAGGAGUGAUAGUACCAAUAGUCAGGGCAGUUGCCUUGCACACAGUUGCCUUGACCUGGGUCCGAUCCCUAAUACCCAUUAUGUCCCCUGAGCUCCACCAGGAGUGACCCCUAAGCUCAGAGACAGGAGUAAACCCUGGGCACUGCGAGGUGUCACCCAAAAACCAAAAAAAAAAUUUAAUAAAAAAAAAUGGGGGCCGGAGAAAUAGUACAGCAAGUAGGGCACUUGCCUUUCAUUGGUGAACUCAGGUUUAAUCUUUGGCAUCCCAUAUGGGUCCCCUGAGCACUGUUAGGAAGUGGUGACUGAGUGCAGAGCCAGGAGUUACCUUGAGCACUCCUGGAUGUAGUCCAAAAAACAAAAGUAAAAUCAAGUAAGUUCAGAUCUUAGACAUUUAUUUUUAGUUGAAAAAUAAAAUCAAGUCUAGAACCAGAGAGAUAAUACAAAGGUGAAGGCCUUGCCUAGCAGGAGACUGCACCUUGGCUGUGGUUCACGUCUUAGCACUGCAUAUGGUAUCCUGAGCGCUGCCUGGCGUGAUUCCUGAGCUCAGCCAGGCUGCCCCCCAUCACCAAAAAGAAAAAGGUGUAAAUUCAGUGCAAGGUGUAAAGUAAUACAUAAGAAAUUAUAUAUCGAAAUCCCAGCAAAUCCUUCUAGAUUGGCUAAUCAACUAGAAUAUUAAUUAUAAAAGUAUUAUUUGUAACUAUGACCAGUGGGUUUUCUGCCCCCCCCCCCAGUUUGUUUUAUGUAUUCAGUUUGGGGGUCUGCACCCAGCAGUGCUCAGGGGAGCACCACCAGCUCCGUGCUGGGACACUCCCAGUGGUGCUUAGGGGACCGAGCAGGGCCCAGUUGGAGCCCACGCUUCUGGCACGCAGAGCAUGUGCUUCGACUGCUUGAGCCGUCUCUGGAGGUUCUGAGUUUAAAUGCUCAAGUUCAGAAGGUGACCAGGGCCACACCUGGUUGUAGUUUCCUGGGAGGGCUGUUGGACAGGACCAGUGGGUGUCAGCAUCCAGCCACCCUCCUUUGCUCUCGAGGGCUGUGCUGCGGCUCACCAGUACAGAGCAGGUAUGAGGCUACGAGAUUCCCCCACAGCCUGCAGGAAAGGUAAGUCUGUCUCCUGUAACAAUCUAGGUGCUAAGGAACCCAGAUACUUCACUAGGUUAAAAUAUGUUCUCCCCAUUGCAUUGCCAGGGAUCGAACCCAGGGCUCGUGCACACCUGGCCUACCUUUACCAGGACCACAUCCCUGGUCCUGGAAACAUUUGCCCUCUGGGUAACCGGGUCACCGCUGCCUGCCUUCCCCUACUUUGGCAACCGUGUGUAUCAGUGCUUCAGCCCAGGCAUCUCGCUGAGAAAGGUUCUGCAUGGUCACCCUUGAGUUGGUGCUAGUAGAAAUGCACCUUUGAUGUCUUUGGGCUACUCUGGCUCUGUGCAUUCGGGUUUCUUUGGGUGCCUUGUUUCUGGGGGGCCACACCCAGCAGUGCUGGGGGAAUGACUCAUGCUGUGUGCUCAAGGGGUGCUUCUGGCUGAGCUCAGGGACCUCGAGGUGCCAGGGACUGAACCGGCCAUGUAGUAUGCAAAGCCAGUGCUCUGUCCACUGAGCUCACUCUGGCCCAACUUUUGGGUUUCCGUUGCACGCUUUUAAGAAGUCCAAGUAAAUAUUUUUUGUUACACUUAGGGAGGAAUUUCUUUUUCUCACUAUUAUAGAGAAAAUCCUGUUUUGUUCAAGACUGUAGAAACAGAAAUGGUCAUCUAAGACUGUAGUUCUUGCCUUUCAUUUCUCUCUUGGAGAGCCACAAUGUAAUGCAAAACCUAACAUUUGAGAUCUUUCUGAUAGUAUGAGUGAGUCCUGCUGUUUGAUUUAUUUGAGAACUUUUUUAUACCUAAACUCAUGAAAAUGAUUGUGGUUCUUUUGAAUGUGUGUGUAUAUAUAUAUAUAUAUGUAUAUGUAUACUUUAACCUCAUUUUUAUUUGGCUCAACAGUCUGCCAUCUAACUAUAAUUUUCACUUAUAUUUGAUGUAUAUUUGGGUUUAAACCUAUGAGAAGUGAUUAGCUGAGAAGCAUGUGAGUUCUGUAUUUGAAUGCCAAUGUGUGACCCCUGCCCUCCCCAUAUCCAAGUUCACGUCAUACUCAAAACCCUGACAUAUCAGAAUGGUGCGGCGGGGGGGGGGGGGGGGGACACAGAGCCUCCGCUGCCCAGAAUUCAGGUAAAAAGAAGAACUGGUGAAAGAAGAAUUUGGUAAGAUUUUGUAACAUCCUCCUGCUGGGGUCCUGUCCAUGUAUGGAGAUAGAGCGGUCACUCGUGGCAGGCCAGUCAUGCAGGAGCUGAUGGCCAGCAGGAGGGUCACUGGCCCCAGGGCUCAGGAGAAAAGGGAAGUUGGAGAAAGCAAAUAGUUCAUUGCCACGCUUCUGGGAUAUGGCUUUACUUUUAGAUCAACGGUUCUGUAAGCAUCAAAUAUUUGUUUUUCUUUCCACCUUCUCUAAUCCUGUACAUGAGUAUAUUUUGUAUAUGUACCCAGAAUUUCUUUCUUUUCCUCUUCUUUGUUGUGGGAGAUUGACCCCAGGACCUCACAGAUGCGAGGUGUGUGUUUUACUUGCUUAAUCAUCUCCCUGCCCUGCACGUAGAACCUUAAGGAAAAAAAAAAAAAAGAAAGUUAUUGGACAAGAGAUGCAGGAGCAUGUGUCGUCUCAUACCAUGGGGUCCUGGGGUCCAUCUCUGGCACUAUAGACACACACAAACUCUAAUUUGUUGAGCUGUGAUUUACGUAUUAUAAAAUGCUUCUAUUUUAAGUGACCGGAUCAGUGCCUUUUGACAAAAGUGUAUACCCAGGCUACGACCAUCUUAGCAGAGAGGGAGCAUUUCUGUCAGGCCUGCCAGCCUUUUGAUUCUACACUCCCCAGGACGUCUAGCAGAGGAGCCCCUGAUGCUUGUCCUAGCACAGUAGAUUGCUGUUGCUGUUGUCCCUGAUGAAUUGAAUCCCACAGACAAAAAGCUUUGCUGUCUUUGAGGUUCAUCCACAUGGUGUCUCUGAUAGUCUGUAUCUUUUUACUGCAUACAGACAUUCUGUUGUGCAGUUGUAUGGAUACUUUGUGUAUUAUCUGUUUAUUCCCAGGUUGCCUCUGUUCUUUGGAUUGUUACAAAUAAAAUCCUUUCUGAGUGUUUCCUUU